This is a messenger RNA of Plectropomus leopardus (leopard coralgrouper), 949 nucleotides long. RefSeq names its product mitochondrial ribosomal protein S10 (gene mrps10). Gene Ontology annotation, cellular component: mitochondrion; ribosome; mitochondrial small ribosomal subunit. The record is from RefSeq and is a predicted model, not a curated record. Gene Ontology annotation, molecular function: structural constituent of ribosome. Lineage: Eukaryota; Metazoa; Chordata; Actinopteri; Perciformes; Serranidae. Gene Ontology annotation, biological process: translation.
GGGCAGCACUGCAGAGUCUGUUUUACUUUCGUCCCACCUUCUCCACAAACAUGGCUGCUCCCAGACGAGCAUUAUUUUCUCUGGCAAGGAUACUUUGUGGAAUCUCACAUUCGGGACCGAGAGCUUUGGGCGCCUGUUCAGGUCACAGAAAAUGUCAUAUAAUCAGGUCUCACCUCCCAUUGACACCUCGCACUUCCUUCCAUACCGCAACAGUGUUUUUAUCAAAACCUUCAUCAAUCACAGUCACAGAUGAGCCUGACGUGCUGUUUCAGAGGGUGACAGUGUUGGUCAAAGGUCACGACAGGGCCGUGUUGGACAGCUAUGAGUUCUUUGCCACCAUGGCUGCUAAAGAGCUGGGCAUCACCAUCAGCAAAGUUCUUGAGUUUCCAAAGGACAUGGAGAGGUUUACACUCCUGAAGUCAGUUCACAUCUUCAAAAAGCACAGGGUCCAGUACGAGAUGAGGACACACUUCCGGUGCAUUGAGCUGUCUCAUUUAACAGGCAGCACAGCGCAGGUCUACCUUGAAUACAUCCAGAGGAACCUCCCUGAAGGUGUCGCCAUGGAGGUGACAAAGACCGCCAUGGCGAAGGUUCCAGAUCACAUCCUGGGACCGAUGUGGGAGGACCAACCCACUGACGACAAGCCCAGCCAGUAAAGUCUGCAGUGAUCAACGGAUGCUGAUUGGAUGCAUUUUCUGCAGAUGUGGAAGAUGUGGAAAAACUGCAGUGUGAACAUCUGGUUGUGAUGGACUUGGCUCAUUAUAUAGAUUUCAACAUCACUGCUGAUAGAGCUGAACACCACAGACAACAGGGCCGGCUAUAAAACUUGUGUUCUUCUUGUCAACAUUCAACAGUCUUCAUUUAACGUCAGUUGUAUGUUUUCACUGUCUUUUCUGUGGCAAAUCAGCGUGGAAUUGAUUGUAUGUUGUUUUUUUCCAAUAAAUAAAUU